UCGACACGUUGUGCGCAGGUCCCAUGGAAAACAGGAAAACAAGCUAGGCUUCUGACUGGUCAUUCGUACGGGGACUCCAGUCGGACUAGUGGACCUCCUGGGUAGGGCGGAGACCAGCUGCCCACCCGCAGUAGGAACGGUAGGGGCUACCUUACGCUAGUAUUGAGCCAAGGCGCCGGCGGGCGAAGUGGGGCAGCAGCUGGGAAGGAAAUUAACGCCGCUACGGAGUAUUUAUAAACACGCGCUAGUUCCCUGGUUUUCGCUUCCUUUCUAAUAUCUUUUGCGUGCCUCACGUGUGAAUUGCUCGGCGACGAGUCUGUUCUACUACAUUGAUCCGUACAUGCUAUCAUGGCGACGGCAAACCGUCUGGAUCGGUUGCUCGAAACCGUGCGCUCGCAUGAGGAAGUGGACCGCACGCGCAGAGCACAGGUUGAGCAAGAGCUUGCGAGACUCGACGAGCGCCUCGCCAAGCACAGUGUCAUCAAGCCGAAGCUUGAGAACCAUUUGGCAACCAAGUCGCAACUCAACUCUGAUAUUCAGCAGCUAAAAGAGGACAUACAGAAGCAGCGGGAACCGUACGGAGAUCUUUCUGAUUACGCUCGGUUGGACGACUUCAUCAAGAAUGUGUGGCCUCUCACCCAGGCUCUACGGUCGCAGCAGGAGGAGAAGUUCAAGUGCCUGCGCGACCUGGAAAGCGGAGAACCAGCACUUCUGGAUGAGAUUGGCGCGAAGGACAUUUAUCUCCAUGACUCCACGCCAUCCGACGAUGGGAAUUUCCCAGCAGAUCGUCACGAAAAUGGAGCUACUUCGCAUGAUGAUAGUGACCGUCCGGACCCCGUUUCCGAGCCCAGCCCAGACGCCUCUUCUCGCUCACUCGAAACUUUAUCCGGACGCCAGACAAAGAAACGUCGUAUGUCCCAACCGAAGGACAUUCCACGGAAAGCUGCCCGGUGCGAGGAAGAACGUACAAUCGAUAUUCACAAAUUCUUUCAAAACGGCAAGAGCAAACACAAGAUCUUCAGAGUAAAUGGUGAUGAGAACUGGUGGAUUGUGUGGUGCAAGGAACACAACAUGACCUUCAAUACCAAGCAACCGCUCAAAGGUGCUGGCAAGCAUAUAUUUACCGACCAGCAUGGGUUCGCGAAGAAGUCGAACGAGAUGGCCCUCGCGCUUCUAGGUUACAAGGUGCUCAAUUGCACUCCUCAGCUGAUGGAGGAGAACAACCGCGCUGUGGACGCCGAUUUAGAAGCCCGCGAGCCUCACUUGCCAUGCAGAAGCGGGCGUCGGAGCACGAUGUCUGGCGGUGACGGUGACGAUGCCGAAGCCGACUUUGUUCCAAAGAGACACAUGAAGAGGUCUAUUCAGCGCAGGACUGAAGCUGUGUCGCAGCCUGUGUUCGAUCCCAAACCAGGCCAGAUUUACCUUGCUUGGGUAUACCAGAACAUGAUGGCGGCAGUAUGUCUGCCACUCCCGCCUAGUGUCGAAGGUCCUGGCAUUACUGGGCUACAGGCACAGACAGAGGAUCUCGAGAAGGAGAUGGCAACCGACCCUCCGAGGUGCUAUGAGAAUGAAAAUGGCGCAUUUGUGUGGGCCAAGGACUACAGAGGCGAUGGACCCAAGAUUCGAGAGCGGCAACAUCCUGUUGUCCUGAUCAAUAAUCUCAACAUGAAGAAAUGGACGCGGGCAUGGAUUCCAGCAGUGGAUCUCCAGGAAGUCGAGGAGACUGAUCCGACUUUGCAAUCCGUCGCCAACCGCAGUGCUGUUCUCAGGGAGCUGCAAAGACGAGAGAACCUGGAACGAGACAAGAGUGGGCCCGCCGCAGGGAUGAACAGGUCUGGUAGUGUUGCUCCUGGUAGCGAUUUCUCGGCAUGUUACUCUCCAGAAACAAACCAUGGGAUACCAGCGAACGAUCAACCAAGAGGUUCCGUGGUUGCGGAAGGCGUGAAAGGGGCGGAAGGUGCUCAAGGCCAGGACCAAGUCAGCCCAAACGCCACGGACGAUGCGGAGAAGACUUCGCAUGCCCAAGAGGCAAACCAAAGCAUCCUGGAAACAGCUGACAAUUCUCAUUAUGGAGUAGCCACAGAAGCUACCGCAGAGCCGAGCAGAGCCAGAGAACAGCCUACACCAGAGCAAUGCCGCGGCUCACGAGAAAUUUUACCUUCAGUGACGUUGGGUGUCAAGCCAGAAACGGAUAUCCUUCUUCAUGAGGCGCAAGGGGCGGAAAUGCAGCACGAAAAUGGCAUGGUUACUGGCAAGUGUGGUUCUACCAGUUCCGAAGCCUUGGGUGGUAAGAACGAAAAGAUCACCCCGACAAGCAAAGCUUCGAUGGACGAAGAGUCAUGCACGUACGGGGGAGUCGAUUUUCAUGGGCUCGAGCUUUUCGGAAGGGGGUCACGAUAAAGUGUUAAGAAGUGCAGAAGUCAGAUGCUUUCAUUGGUCCUUCUCCGGCGCAGAGAGCUCAGUUGUCGUAGAGCGGUUCCCAAUCUCAGGGAAGUAGAGGGACCAAGGAUCUGAAUACGGACGAAGAACUUGGGAGGAAGGCAAUAGCAAAGAACUUGCGCUCCGGGAUCCAAGGGUCUGACUGUCGAUGAUCGGACUGCAGAAGCAAUGGCGUCAGGGUAGACAUGCGUUAGUUCAGACCUAGCACAGAGAGCACUCUGA
This is a messenger RNA of Emericellopsis atlantica, 2661 nucleotides long. RefSeq lists its product as uncharacterized. The transcript has 3 exons. Bases 349 to 2400 code for a protein of 683 amino acids. Lineage: Eukaryota; Fungi; Ascomycota; Sordariomycetes; Hypocreales; Bionectriaceae. The record is from RefSeq and is a predicted model, not a curated record.